GGGAAAGGGCUGCGGACCCGCGGCGCCGCGUCGCGCACUCGACGACGCGGCCCCGGCCUCGACGCCCUCCACCCGCUCCCGGAGCAGUAAGAAGACAUGUUAGGUAAUAGGAAGAGCUGUAGAGUUUGCAGAUAUCAACUGUGGCCUUAAAGAGCAUGUUGGUAGCAUCAAUGCCAGGCAGAUGGCACAUGUGGCUGGUGGCUGCCAUAUUGACAGUGCUGUUCUGGAAGAUGGAGAGAACUAUGACACAAUAAGUUUAAUUAAAAGGUCCUAUUACUGCUGGAUUGUGCAAGAUAUUUAACCGUGUUUUCUUUGAGGUAUGACUUAAAUAUCAAACAUCUUAAAUAAGAAAAGGGAAACAUUUUAGUUUUGGAAGUCAGAAUGCCAAGGAGAAGGAAAAAUCUUGGGGGAAAUCCUUUUCGGAAGACCGCAAGCUCUAAGGAAGUUGUCGUAUCCAGUGUUGCUAGUCAUGAGGAGCCAACCACUACUCUUCCUUCCAUGUGUGAGACAAAAGUUGAUCAGGAAGAACUCUUCACCAGUAUCUCAGAGAUGUUUUCUGAUCUGGAUCCCGAUGUAGUGUAUUUGAUGCUUUCUGAAUGUGAUUUCAAAGUUGAAAAUGCAAUGGAUUGUCUAUUAGAAUUAUCUGCCUCUGAUGCCAAGGUAGAAGAAUCAUCUUCAAAAAGCUUCAUUGCUUCUGAGAGCCAAGUAAGUGCUGUGGGACGUGAAAUAAUGGAAAAGUAUCCUCCUGAAGAAGAGAGUGAAGAUUCAAAAAUGGAUUCAUUUUUGGACAUGCAGCUAACCGAAGACUUGGAUUCCUUAAUACAGAAUGCUUUUGAGAAAUUGAACUCUUCUGAUGACCAAGUGUACUCAUUUUUGCCUUUGCAAAGUGUUAAUAGUUUUAGUGACCCAAGUGCAUUUGUAAAUUCAGAUGCAAGUAGCAUGACUUCCAUUCUUUCUACAGAAAAUGUGGAUUUGAACAGUGAAAAUGUAGAGAAUUCUGCCUCUGCAUUAAGUUCAAACACCGUAACUUCACAUUCUGUUUCAGAUGAGUCCAAAAGUUUUAUAAAGGAUGACACAUUGGCAUUGGAAGAUUCUCUUCUCAGUGGUUCUUUAAAUGUAGCAAGUGACAGUAUGGUGGGUGGUAGCAAUCGUGGUCAAAGACCUAAAGAGCUUUUAGAAACUGAGUAUGUUGAGACUCCGUUCUCUCAAGCCCCUGUAGAUUUGGAUGACAGUGAACCUCAGGCUUUAAGCCUUACUGUGCAAAAUCUGGGGCUUGAUUUACUAGGCACAGGUGGGGAUCAGAAAUCUGCUUCUGUCCCUGAUAUGUUCCUACCUUCCGAAGAGUUCAAUUUCAAACCGCACAAACAUACUGAACUGCCGUCAAAGGGGAAAGAUGUGAAUUACUGCCCAGUACUUACCCCUCUCCCUCUACUGCUGCCUCCUCCUCCACCUCCACCAAUGUGGAAUCCAAUGAUUCCUGCUUUUGACCUCUUUCAAGGAAACCAUGGCUUUGUAGCUCCUGUCGUAACCACCGCUACACACUGGAGACCUGUCAACUACACUUUUCCCCCUCCGGUUAUUUCGCACACUUCCCUGACAAAGGUAUGGAGAAAUAAAGAGGGAGCAAGUGCUUAUCAAGUACAAGAAACCCCAGUUUCUCAGGUUGUAAGAAAGAAGACAUCAUCUUAUGUUGGACUAGUUCUUGUUCUUCUCAGAGGGCUUCCAGGAUCAGGAAAAUCUUUUUUGGCAAGGACUUUGCAAGAGGAUAAUCCUAGUGGAGUCAUUCUUAGUACUGAUGAUUAUUUUUACAUAAAUGGACAGUACCAGUUUGAUGUAAAAUACUUAGGAGAAGCACAUGAAUGGAACCAGAAUCGUGCAAAAGAAGCAUUUGAGAAGAAGGUGUCUCCUAUAAUAAUAGACAAUACAAACCUACAGGCAUGGGAAAUGAAGCCAUAUGUUUCUUUGUCUCAAAAACAUAAAUAUAAAGUUCUUUUCCGGGAACCGGACACAUGGUGGAAGUUCAAACCAAAGGAACUUGCAAGGCGUAAUAUUCAUGGGGUAAACAAAGAAAAAAUAACAAGAAUGUUGGAACACUAUCAGCGUUUUGUUUCAGUGCCAAUAAUCAUGAGUUCUUCAGUUCCAGAGAAAAUUGAACGUAUUGAGUUGUGUGCAUAUUCUUGUGAGGACAGAAGUACUAGCCCAAGAGACAAUGAAGAUAUUACCUCUGAAAAAGAAGAAAAUGUUUUAUCCUCAUCUUUGAAGCAUCUAGAGUUAACUGAAGUGAAGAAACUUGAAGGGACCAAAGAAACUAUAUUACCUGAGAAUGUUACAUAUCUGUCUAAUGCAGAUUUAAACAAAGGAAGAAGAGAAAUAAGUGGUAUGAAUCCUAACAUUCAGAGUGCUUUCAUUCAGGAAGUUUCAGACAUGUAUUUUUCUGAUUCUGAAAGCAAAGGACAAGCAACAGAAAAAAGUGAGAAAGAAGAGCAAGUAGAAAUGGCUUCUGAAAAAGAAUAUAGUAAAACUGAUGCUGAUAGUUUUGUAGAGAGAGUGUCACCAAGUAUUUGCUAUGGUGAAAAUAAUCAAGACUAUGAUCUUUCAAAUACUAUACCAUUUCAAAAUGAAAAAUCUUCACCUGGUGAAAUAUUGGAAGAAAGAGCCAUGGUAAAGAAAAAAGCCUUUGGAAAACCAAAAAGCAAAUCAACUUUGGAAAAGUUCCCAAGACAUGAGCUAUCAAAUUUUGUUGGUGAUUGGCCAGUUGAUAAGACUAUUGGUCAGAGGACAAAAAGGAACCGAAAAACUGAAAAAACUUCAUCUGUACAAAGUGACAAAAAGUAUAAUCGUCCUCAGACACGCAAAGUAUUAGAUAAUAGUCUAUCUGUGAAUAUUGAUCACAUCCAGCAGCGAGAAUCUCCACCUGAAAGUACAGAGGAGGACAAGAAAUCACAGUACGAUGAUGCUUCAGAAUCUUUCAGUCACUCUCAGUUUGAUCUGUAUAAAAAUACUGAAAAACAGUCAUUCAACAUUGUGGGUGACUGGCCUUCAUCUGAUUCUUUAGCUCAGAGAGAGCACAGAUCAAGAAUGCCAAAAGACAACUUAAAGGAACCCAACCUAGAAUUUGGAACUAAUGACAGUUUGAAUGAAAUAGACUUCUACACAGCACAUGAGGCCUGUUGGGGCACAAGCCCUGAAGAACUAAAAACACUGGGUAGUUCCAGUUCUACUCUAGGAAGUUCUGAAUCGCUAUCCAGUGAAAUGGCCUGUGAGAAUAAAACUUGUCCAAGUAAAAAGAUUCAUAGACAAAACACAUUGUCUCUUACUUUUACCAAUAGUGGGCCAACUAUUCCUGGAGUAGUAGGACCACAAACUUUAGCAGAAUUUCCAGAUGGAAAACUUAAGAAAGUCCCUGGAAUAGAAGAAGACAUGUGUACCCAGACUGAACCACAGGAUUUUGCUCUCUUAUGGAAAAUAGAAAAGAAUAAAAUUAGUGUUUCAGAUUCUGUGAGAGUAUUAACUGGACGAUUAGAUGGAUUUAAACCAAAAGCUUUCAAUAUUAACACAAAAGUAGACAUUCAGGAAACAAUUCCAUACAGGGUAAUGUAUGAUAAAAGCACGUAUGUUGAAGAAAGUGAGCUCACCAGUGCUGAUGAAUCUGAAAAUCUUAACAUUCUUUGUAAACUCUUUGGGUCCUUUUCAUUAGAAGCCCUAAAAGACUUAUAUGAGAGGUGUAACAAAGAUAUUAUUUGGGCUACAAGCCUUUUGUUGGACUCUGAAACUAAAUUAUGUGAGGAUACUGAAUUUGAGAAUAUCCAAAAAUCAUACGACGAAGCACAAAUUGGGCCGUUUUCUCUGGGAUUAAAUUUGAAGGAAAUUAUUAGCCAAAGAGGAACCUUGGAGGAUUCUAUUUCUUCUGUGCCAGAAUUUGGCCAUGGCACUGUUGUCAGUAACACUAAUGUGCAGUCUACCUGUGAUUCAGAAAAGGGAGACUCAGAGCAGGCAGAAAUAAGAGCUAUCACUACUGAAAAACCAGGAUUCAUAACAGAUUUAUUUCCUAAUGCCACUACAGAUCUAAAGAAUACUAAUGAAGUACUUCCUGGUAGUCAGGCAGAACUUCCAGGUUUAUAUAACAUUAAGCAGCCUUUUCCAGGGACUCUAAAAGCUACUACUGCUAAAGAUGUGAGGGACAUGGAGAAGAACCUAGAAGUCACAGAGAUUGGAGACAGUAUACAUUCUUCUUUGAAUUUGUCUGAUGUUUUAAACUCUGUAUCGAGCACUUCAAAUCUGGAGUUAAAUGAAGAAGUUGAUUUUACUGACUCUUUUGAAAUAAAGAAAAAUGAAAAUCUUCCUAAGACUUAUGUGAAAUUUCCAAACACUGAAGAAUUUAUGAAUGAAGAUGAACAGGAAAUGGAAAAAAUUCUAAUGGCUGAGAGUACUUUGUCAGCUGGAGUUAGUGAAGAAGAUAAAACUGAGAUGUUGAAUCCCAUGCCAAUGAUGGCCAAAUCUCUGACCAUAGACUGUUUGGAAUUGGCAUUACCUCCUGAGCUGGCUUUUCAGCUCAAUGAAUUAUUUGGCCCUGUUGGUAUUGAUUCAGGGUCUCUAACAGUUGAGGAUUGUGUGGUUCAUAUAGAUCUGAAUCUGGCUAAAGUGAUUCAUGAGAAAUGGAAAGAAUCUGUAAUGGAGCGACAAAGACAAGAAGAAGUAUCCUCUGGCAAGUUUAUGCGAGAUCCUUCCCUGGUUGGGAGUAUUGGUCUUGAUAAUCCUGAACAAAAGUCAUCUCAGAGAACAGGCAAAAAAUUACUGAAGACUUUAGCAGCACCUGAAAUGCUACCCUUAUUGGAUCAUUGGAACACUCAAACUAAAAAAGUGUCACUCAGAGAAAUAAUGUCAGAAGAAAUUGCCUUACAGGAAAAACAUGAUUUGAAAAGGGAGGCACUUAUGUUUGAAAAAGAUUGUGCCACUAAACUAAAGGAGAAGCAGCUUUUUAAGAUAUUUCCAGCUAUUAACCAAAAUUUUCUGGUGGACAUUUUCAAGGACCACAACUAUUCAUUAGAACACACAGUGCAGUUUCUAAACUGUGUUCUUGAAGGAGACCCUGUGAAAACAGUUGUAGCGCAAGAGUUUGUUCAUCAAAAUGAGAAUGUCACUUCUCAUGCUACACAGAAGUCUAAGGAGAAAAAGGCCAAGAAAUCGAAAGAGACUGAAGAUACACCAAGUGAACCAUCUUUCCAGGAUUUUGAGUAUCCAGAGUAUAAUGACUACAGGGCAGAGGCUUUCCUUCAUCAGCAGAAGAGAAUGGAAUGCUACAGCAAAGCAAAAGAAGCUUAUCGGAUGGGGAAAAAACACGUUGCCACGUUUUAUGCCCAGCAGGGUAGUCUCCAUGAGCAGAAGAUGAAAGAAGCCAAUCACCUUGCUGCCGUGGAGAUCUUUGAGAAAGUCAAUGCCUCCUUGCUGCCACAGAACGUUUUAGACCUCCAUGGGCUGCAUGUGGAUGAAGCUAUAGAACAUUUGAUGACAGUUUUACAGCAGAAAACUGAAGAAUUUAAGCAGAAUGGUGGUAAGUCCUAUCUCUCUGUGAUUACGGGGAGAGGAAACCACAGCCAAGGAGGAGUUGCUCGCAUCAAACCAGCCGUCAUUAAAUACCUCACAAGCCAUAGCUUCAGAGAACAGAGGAAUAUGCCAACACCAUGGGAUGUAACCACCAAAUACAGACUGUGGGAUGCUCUUACAACACAGUUUCUUCAAGUAAAUUGCCAAGGAAAACAAAAACACAGAUGGAAAGGGAACCUAUACUAUUAAGACAGAAGAGGCAUAUCAACCAAUUUGUGGACUUUAUUUGUUCAGCCAAAAACUAAGUUUUUUUUUUAUGACAGUAACACGACGAUCGGCAAUGUGAACACUGGACACUUAAUUAUAUUAAAAGAUUUAUUUAUUUACUUAUUUAUUGGAUGAUGAUAUUGUGGUCAUAUUAGGAAAACCCAGUUUCUCCCCCUCCUACCUUUUUCUCUCUUGUAUAGAGAAAAACCCAAUCCUUCCUCCUGUGUGUUUCUUUUCCGUGUCUCUUUAUAAUUCACACAAAACACCUUUCUGGUCACCAAACAUUGGAGUUUUUUCCCCAUACCAAGCAAUUCUCUGUGACACAAGUUGGGUGUCUACAGUUCAAUUAAUUCUUACACUAUCUACCCAGAGAUAACAUCAGAUUCUACAAAUUAAGGGUUCAGUCCCACAAGACUGUCUCCCCCACUUCAGGUGCUAGUCACAGGUAGUAGGUCCCUAGGUUACCCUCAACUUCUGUCUGACUUGGCUAUUAAUCGGGGGUCCCCAUAACCUCCUCACAGUUUUAUAAAUUUGCUAAAGUGGCUUACAGAAUUCAGGGUAACAGUUCCUUAUGUUUACUAGUUUAUUAAAGGAUAUGAUAAAGGAGACAGGUGAACAGCCAGAUGAAGAGAUACAUAAGGUGAGUUCUGGAAGGGUCCUGAGUGUAGGAGCUUCUGUCCCCAUGGAGUUGGGGUGCAUCACCCUCCUUGUUUGAAUGUAUUCAUCUACCUGAAAUCUCUCCAAUAUUGGAAUUUUGUGGAGACUUUCUCAUGUAAGCAUGAUCAGUUAUUAACUCCCAUUUCCACCCCCUCUCCUGUCUCUAAGGAUGAGGGCUGGGACUGAAAAUUCCAAGCUUCUGAUCAUGGUUUGGUCUUUCUGGUGACCGACCCCUAUCCAGGAUCCUACCCCAGAGUCACCUCAGUAGAAUAAAUGUUCCUAGUGCUCUUAUCACUCAGAAAUAGGGGUUUUAGGAGCCCUAUGUCAGGAAUGGAGUCAGAGACAAGUAUUAGAACAAGAGAUGCUCCUAGUGUUUUUAUCACUUAAAUUAUUAAAAGGGUUUCAGGAGCUCUGUGCCAGGAACUGGGGGCAGAGACCAAUAUGUUUUCUAUUAUCUCAGUGAUUAUAUUUUUUAUGUUGAAAUACAUAAAAUGAUGUGGUAUCUAGGACUUACUUGAAAAUAAGAUGAAGUGGGUGGAAGGUACUUAGAAGAUUGGCCUAAGUUGGUUAAUGUUGAAGAAGUUGGAGUUUAUUAGUCUGCGGUUCUACUUUUAACAUAUAUUCAAAACUCAAUAAUAAAAAGUAUUUUAUUUAUUUUAGUUAUCUUUUAAUGUUUAUUUUUGAGAGACUGUGGGUCUGUGAGUGGGGGAGGGGCAGAGAGAGAGGGGGACAGAGGAUCUGAAGCAGGAGAGCCUGAUGCAGGGCUUGAACUCACAAACUGUGAGUUCAUGACCUGAGCCAAAGUUCAACGCUUAACCAACUGAGCCACCCAGGUGCCCCAAUAAAAAGUUUUUAAAAAGUUGGUAGAAGAGCUAGAGAAAUGAAUUCUAGACUUGGCUUAGGGAAUGACUUCCAGAACACUGUGCAAUUAACUGCCUGCCACGUCUGCCGUAAUUGAAAGGCCACCAUGGCACCAGUACCACCACUCUCAGCAUACUCAGAGCUGGUGGCUACACACCAGAAAACUUGCUGAAAACCCUGACCUCACCGUGACUUGACUUUUUAUCAGAAUGAGACGUAGCAGUGGAUAGAUGCCUCACUUCUUACUUACUUCUGCCUCCCACAUUUCAUGAGUAUAUCUAAUUGCUGCAAAUUAUUUUGUAUCCAGAUUUUACCUGCCAAAGGGGUCUAGGAAAUGUAGUUCUAGACUUCCCAGUCUCUACAGCACAAAAAGCCUCAUUAGAAGAAACUGGAGCCAGAGGAUCAAUUAUCAAACGUCCAUAUUUACAACGCUGAUGGUACUUGUCAAAUCAGGCACUAGAAAUAAAAUGGGUUGAUACAGUUAUCACGAAACCCUUGUAUGUCAGCUGGGGUAAGUGUAUGCCAGGGGUUACCACAGGUUCAGGAUAAACAUAGCCUAUUUUCAGGAGCAUUGAUUGUAUUCAAUGACAAAUUAUGCACAUUAUUAUUUAAUGUACCUUAUUUGUAUAUUAUUAAAACAAAAUGGAUAAAUUGUGGAUAAGAAUGGGAAAUUUUGCAUUCAUUUUUAAGAUAAAACAGUAGGGUCAAGGAGAUGAACCUUUAUGCUUUUUACUUGGACUUCCUUUCCUCAGGGUAAUGGCUUUCAAACUUUAGUGUACAUAAGAAUCAUCCACAAAGGGCUCAGUGAAAAUACAGAUUUCUGCCUUGCUUUAAACUUCCUAAAUCAAUCUCAGAAGGUAGGGCCCCAUAUUUUCAAUAAAUACUCCAAUGGUUCUAAUGCAGGUGGGCCACACCUUAAGAAAUGCUACUCUGGGGGCGCCUGGGUGGCUCAGUCGGUUGAGCGUCCGACUUCGGCUCAGGUCAUGAUCUUGCGGUCAGUGGGUUCAAGCCCCACGUCGGGCUCUGUGCUGACAACUCAGAGCCUGGAGCCUGUUUCAGAUUCUGUGUCUCCCUCUUUCUCUGACCCUCCCCUGUUCAUGCUCUCUCUCUGUCUCAAAAAUAAAUAAAUGUUAAAAAAAAAAAAAAAAGAAGAAGAAGAAGAAAGAAAUGCUACUCUGGCAGGAUAACCCAUCACAAAAAUUUUAUUCUUUUUUGGCUACUCUAAUGUUCCUUGGUUUCUACCCCAAUCCUGUUUUGCAGGUCCUCAACUGUAAUCAAGUCUGCCAGGGACACAGAAAGAAACCUGCACAUUUUUUAGUUUACAUGCAGCAACUUAGGUGAUCCUCAUCAAAAUCCAUCAAGGGACAUUGAGGCACUAUAUAUAUAUAUAUAUAUAUAUAUAUAUAUAUAUAUAUAUAUAAUGACAUGAUGGAACCAGGAUUCAAAUCAAGGCAAUCAGGCUCCAAAGCCUGUGCAUUUAGUGAUGCUUAUUAGCUCUCAGCAAUGGUCAGACUUAAAAUUUAUCAAGGAGAAAACCAAGAUACAUUUUACCUGGUCUGUCACAGUAAACUAAUGAACCUUACUGCCCUCACUGGCAGUCUCUUCAAGGCCCUUUAAGCCUUCACUAAUUAUCUCCUCAAAGUUCUUCCAGCUUCUGUCCACUGCCAAGUUACAAAGCUACUCUUGCAUUAAAACUUUUUUGUUAUAGCAGAACCCCUCUUUGCUACCAAAAUCUGUAUUAAGCACCUAUUGAUAUGUUAAAAAAUCAUUUCAAAAUUUUGUGGCUUAAAACAACAAAAAUGAUUAUUCUCAGUUUCCCAGGAUUCUUGGAGUGGCCUAGCUGGGGUCAUUCUGGGCUGAAGUCUCUCAUGAGGUUGUAGCCGAGAUGUGACUCGGGGCAUCUGUCUGUUGAAGGCUUGACUGGGCCUGAGAAACUCACUUCCAUGGUGAUGGCUCAUUCACAUGGCUUGUAAAUUGGUUCUGGUUGUUGGUUAUCUUCAGUUUCUUCCUGUGUGGGUUUCUCCAUAGGCUGCUUGAGUGUCCUAGGGUUGGACCUAGUGUUGGAAAUCUUACACCACUAUUUUUGCCAAAUUCUAUUUGUUAGAACCCAGUCGCUAAGUGCAGUCUACUUUCAAGGGUAGGGGGGAUUAGUUCUACUUUUUGAGGGAAAGAAUAUUAAACAAUUUGUGGAUGUCUUUAAAAAUCAUCAUGUCUCUCAUGUGCCAGGCACCACUAGGUACUUAGCGAAUGUAUCCAAUAUAAUCUUAUAACCACCCUGUGGAGUAGGUAUUAUUGCACAAAUGACAGAGGUUGUUGGCCUAUGCAACACAUAUUCUUAUUAUCAUGCUUUUUUUUGUUUAGGUAUCCAGUGGCAAUGUGCUUAGGAAAGCUUGCCUCCUCUCUAGCCCCAGAAAGUGAAUUAUGAUUGGUCAAAAAGGCAAUCAUGGUAAUCCCAUUUCCCUUUGCCAAUGAUUGGCUAAAGGGUGGAUAUAUGACCAAGACAAAGGAACCUAAGGAGAAUUCUAGAAAGAUUCUAGAAAGAUUUUCUUCACUAUUACAGCAAGGCACAUGGGAGGAAGUGCACUCUUCUUCAGCAAGACUUGGUGUCUGUAUGUGAUGCCUGGAAUUGCAGUCACUGAUGUUGUAACAUGAAGAAAUACACGUAAGGCCCAAGUCAAUGUGCUAAGGAUGGUGGAGCAGAAAGAGGAAAGAAUCUUUGUUCUUGAUGACAUCGUUGAGUCACUGAAUUAACCCUGGAACUGAUUUUUAGCCAUCUUAUUAAAGGAGACAGUAAGCUACUUUUAAUUGGAUUUUCUGUUACAGCUGCAAGUGUCCUAAUGGAUAUACCCCUUUCUAUGGAUAAGGAAACAGAUGUUCAGAGAGAUUACGUUGCCUGCCCAAACUUUCCCAGCUAAUAAAUAGCAGAGCCAGGUUUUAGAUCGAGAACUGCACAUCCUAAACACCUGGUACUUGUUUAUUGUAUCAAGUGAUUUUUCUCCAACAAUUUUCAGAAGGGAGGAGAAACAGAGACACCAGUUGGGUUAUGCAAGGUUAGUGAUUGUCAAACAGGUAUGGCAGGGAGUCAGUGUGGAAAGGAAGGGAGAAGGAAUUUAGGGUGCUGUAUGUAUAAAGUUGAAAUGGUUGAUUGUGAGGUACAGACUGGGUAAGGAGUCAAGUGGAAUCUAGAGGGGCUGAUAGAUUGAGGAAAUGGAGGUGAAUAGUGAAGGUAUCAUGGAGGUAAAAGAUUCAGAAAGUGCUGGGGAGAGGGAAGGUAGAAGGAGGUUGUAGGAAGGGAAAGAAUACCAGAGUUCAAGAUAUUAGGGUGUGGAUAUUUGUUCCCAACAUAGUUUGAUUUGUGGCUGAGCAUGGAGAUGAUGAUUAUCAGAGUGGAGAAGGUCACAGAAGUGAUAUCAAAUUUCCGGAUCAUCUAUUUUAUGUACAUACUAGGACGGGAAGGUGACAGGCAAUGAAGUGGAAGGGAAGAUUGAAAGCCAUCUGCCUAAAGUAUGGAUGGAUUAAAACAUGUUUUCUUUAUUUGCAUGGUCCCCAUCCUUCACACUGAUAGGAUCUGACUCAACACAGCUCCACUUCGAGGAAAGAUUUAUAAGGAUUAUUUUGCUUUAAUCUACUGUUUUGCACAUAUUGGAGGGAUGAGAUGGAUGGGGUCAUCAGGAGGAGCUGAGAGGAUUAUGGGAAAUGAAUACUUUCCCAGGUCUUUCUGAAACAAUUUGCAGUAGGAUUUCAUUGUUUUGUUAGAAGCCACUUCUUUCCUGAUCAUUUACCCAUCUGGAUAUAUAAAAACCAAUGAAAUAUACUUUAAAAGUUAUCCACUAUUUUUGAUUAUCUUGGCUUGUAUAUCUCUGUUUGUAUAAACAAUUGAGAAUUGAUGGCCCUUGCCUGAAUCUCUUUGCUAAGAUUCUGAAAUGGAUGGGGUUGUGUAGCAGGAAGCUCUCACUGUCUUUUUAGGAUCUGGGCUAAGUGUUUCUUUUCAUUGUUCAGUCUUUUCUUAGGUAAAAUUAAUUUCUUUCAAAAAAUUGGCUACUUAGGAUUCCUAUUUUUAAAGUAACAUUAACUUUUUCUGACAUUCAUGAAAUGAAACUAUUAGCUAGAAUUUCUGAAUAUAGUUUCUCUUGUGGCCUUUUUACUUUUUGGUUCUUGUUCUUGGAGUCAUGUUAAAAAUUUUUAUUGUAAGCUAAUCACAUCUUUUUAGGAAGUAGGCAGGAUAUAAAUAAAUCAGUCUAUAUAUUUAAGGGGAAAAGAAGUAAGGUGCAAAAGUGUAUUUACAUUUUUGUGUUUUUCAAAAAGGAUAUAUAUAGUGGUGCCUGGCUGGCUCAGUCAGUGGAGCAUGUGACUCUUGAUCUCAGGGUCGUGAGUUUAAGCCUCACAUUGGAUGUAGAGCUUACUUAAAAAACAGUAAAAAAAAAUUUUUUUAAAGAUACAUGUAGAUACAUCUGCCUAUAUACUAUACAUCUCUUUCUAAACACACACACACACACACACACACACACACACACACAUCAAAAAACUUAUAUGAAACACUUGUAUUUUAUACAACAUAAAUUAUAUAAAACAUAACUUUCACAAACAUCUCUUUAAGUCUGCAUUUCCACAGUCUUUCUGUCUCCCACCCUCUCAUAUCCUAUAGAUACCCCAAAGGCUCUGUUUCCCCCUUUUACCAAAAUCCUCUCUCAUCUUUGCCAGUGCUAGGCCUCAUCUACCACCUCGCUACCUUUCUUUCCAUUUCUUUUUUCUUUUUUUCUCCCUGUAGUGAGUAAGCCUGCGCUUUUUGGAUGUAAAUCUCCAACUUCUUUGCUUCUUCAUUUAUAAGUCCCCCAAUCCUAUUUAUCCCAUCUGUGUAAUGAGGCAAUGGGAGGUGGGAAGGCAUCAGGGUGCAAAUGUCAAAAUUUUUUUUCUGGUAGGUAGGAGGAUGGAAAGAAGUUAUGGAUACUUCCACAGCAAUAAUUUUUGUCCCUGUUAUACAUGAAGAACUUCUGAAAGGUUUUGUGAGGAAGUGUGAAGAGCAGGUUACCUUAGGGGUGGGCCUGGGGAGUCAGAGAUAGGAGAGGGAGAUUUUACUUUCAUUAUCUGAACAGAUUAAAAAAAAAAACAAAACCUGUGUAUAUAUUGCUUUUUAAAUAUUUUUCAGGGGCGCCUGGGUGGCUCAGUCGGCUGAGCGUCCGACUUUGGCUCAGGUCAUGAUCUUGCGGUUCGUGGGUUCGAGCCCCGUGUCGGGCUCUGUGCUGACAGCUCAGAGCCUGGAGCCUGCUUCGGAUUCUGUGUCUCCCUCUCUCUCUGCCCCUCCCCUGCUCACGCUCUGUUUCUUCCUCUCUCUCAAAAAUAAAUAGACAUAAAAUAUUUUUUAAAAUAGGCAUAAUUCAAUUAAUAGAUGCAUAUUUUAAAAUACAGUACAAAAAGCCAAGCUUGAUAGAGUGGAUUAUCUAGUGUGCAAAUGAUAUGCAUAUUAUUAUAUUUCACUUUAGGUUGCAUUCUAGUACCAGAUGUUAUAAUCAGAUAGUUUAGCCGAUGUCGAUGAUGAUCCAGUAUUAUUAGGAAAGACAUUAAUAUACCUUUCAAAUUCUUAAAUGGUUUCUUUAGCUGCUGGAAGAAAGAGGACAAAUCUAGAGAUCUAAUAGGAGUUCCAGAGUAAAUGACAAGGGAAAAACAAAAUUUAAUAGAUGCAAAUUUUCCUGAGCCGAAUGAAGACUUGUUUUUGCCAUUGAAAGUGCCAAGGGCACACACUUAAACAUAUUCUUUGAAAAAAAAUUUUUUUAAAUUUUUUAAAAAAUAUUUUUAAAGAGAGCAUGAGCAGGCCAGGGGCAGAGAGGGAGAGGGACACCCAGAAUCCAAAGCAGGCUCCAGGCUUGAGCUGUCAACACAAACUGUGAGAUCAUGACCUGAGCCAAAGUCAGAUGCUUAACCCACUGAGCCACCCAGGUGCCCCACACUUAAACGUAUUCUGACAGAAUUCCUGAUUCCCACAGUUGAAGAGAAAAAUCUUGUAAGUUUCUAGACAGAAAGAAGAAAUUAUUUACAAAGGGAAAAGAGUCAGACUAGCAUCAGACCGUGGAAUAAUGUCUAUCCCUAGUAAGAGAAAAGGAAUGUAACCCAAGAGGUUGGUAUCUUUCCAGCCUAGCACCAUUCACUUGCCAAGGGGAAAGGAACACAGAAAUGUAAUGAUUCCAAGAAUAUAUCACUCAACCCCCACCCAAGGAAACUGUGAAAAAAGAGCUGUAACUAAACAACAAAUUAAUGAGAAUAGAGAUCCCAAGAAAGAGAAGGUGAAGUAGAGAGGAAAAAGUGGUGAGUGAACACUGAGCCUUGCAAUAUACAUGGAUAAUAAUGGAAUGACUGGGACUAUGUAUUAUAUGUGUUAAAUAAAGACUCUUAAGAUAAAUGGGACUCCACUAAUAAAAGCCUGGAAGCAAAAGUUGUAAAAAUUUUCACCAAAACCCAAAAGGUAAGGUUGGGAGAAGGAGAGUGGAAAGCAAAAGCAUUAUAGAAGUAUUAUCUUACUAAAGUGGAGGGAAAAUAUCCAGAGAUAGACUGACAUGAUGGGGAAAUUGUAUCUUUUCAGAGAAUAAAAAGGAAGAUAACUACUAAUGGAAUAGGAAAGUAUGAUAUCAUUUUGAAAUUAAUAAGGGGAAAAAGAAUAAAUUAUAGCUUUUUAAAAAUUUUUAAAUUUUUUUAUUGUUUAUUUUUGAGAGAGAGAGAGAGAGAGUGCAAAUGGGGGAGAGGUAGAGGGAGAGGGAAACACACAAUCUGAAGCAGGCUCCAGGCUCUGAGCUGUCAACACAGAGCCCGACGCGGACCGUGAGAUCCCACGAACCGUGGGAUCAUGACCUGAGAUGAAGUCGGAUGCUUAACUGACUGAAGCACCCAGGUGCCCCAAUGAAUUAUAACUUGAUCAUACUAGUAAAUAUAAACUAAGGCAAUAGGGAAAUUUAUAGUUCAAUAGUAUAGUUAUUAUAGUUCAAUAGUAAGCAAAAGCAAGAGAGAAGGAAUAAAAUCAAGAAUGUCAGAGAUUAUAUUAAAUGCAAAUGAGCACAGUUUUCGUAUCAAAAGACAGAGACUGUCAUAUUAGAUUAAAAGCAAACCUAGCUAUAUGUUGUCCAUAGGGAACACUUAACAUAAUAAAGAAAUGUUCUAAAAUACAGAAAUUGGAAAAGGAAUACCACACAAAUGCAAGUAAAUAAAACUAGGAGAGGCAAUAUUAACACCAGACGGGUGGAACUAUUAAUGAACAGGAAGAACAUUUCCUAUGAAGGACAUAGCAUAUGAAGAUAUGCAUCAAACAACAUAAUUGCUAAAUAUAUGUAAACCAAAAUGUUAGUAAUGUAAAGAUAAUUUCAUAAAAAUGAAAUUAGAGUGGAUUUGUACUAUACUGUUUUCAGAAGUAGAUCUAGUAGACAAAAAAUUAAGAAAUAUACAAAGGCAUAUAAUCAACACAUGUAACUUUAGUAAAUAUAUAAUCUUACAUUCUUUAAACAAAGAUUAAUAUGUAUUUCCAAAUGGCCAUUGACUUCUUACAAAACCAAUCAUAAACUUUUACACACACACACUAAAAAUUUAAAAGUAGAGACUUCUACAGGUGACAUUAUCUGAUGAAAUUAGAAGAAAAUUAAUGAAAUUAGAAACAAAUUUUUAAAAGAUAAUUUAACCAAUUAUUUGAAACUUAAAACUACCCUCUGAAAUAAUUUCUUGAUCAAAUUAGAAACUGAAAUUGAAAUUGUAAGCUCUUUAAAGCAAAAAAAGGAAAACCCAGCAUAACCAAACCUACAAGACCCAUGAAAGCUGUAAGCAAAGAUGAAAAAUAUAAGAACCCGUGUUCAUCUUAAUAAAUUAGAAAAAUAAUCAUAAAAGACAGAAGAGAAAAAUUAAUAAAAAAAGUCUUAUAUUAACGAAAUGUAGAAAAUAGUAGCAAAAAUAAAUGAAUCAAGAGCCCCCCCCCCUCC
This is a messenger RNA of Panthera uncia (snow leopard), 15281 nucleotides long. RefSeq names its product NEDD4 binding protein 2 (gene N4BP2). The transcript has 19 exons. The record is from RefSeq and is a predicted model, not a curated record. Gene Ontology annotation, molecular function: ubiquitin binding. Lineage: Eukaryota; Metazoa; Chordata; Mammalia; Carnivora; Felidae. Bases 382 to 5793 code for a protein of 1803 amino acids.